Molecule: messenger RNA, 715 nt
Organism: Brassica oleracea var. oleracea
Lineage: Eukaryota; Viridiplantae; Streptophyta; Magnoliopsida; Brassicales; Brassicaceae
Product: auxin-induced protein 15A
Exons: 1
Coding region: 93-416 (107 amino acids)
Biological process (GO): response to auxin
Source: RefSeq, a predicted model, not a curated record
CCUCAACUCCUCAAUACCCAUCUCCUUCUCCAUAUCUAUCUCUCUCUCCUUCCACACACAACUAAAGGCUUUUCUCUCUCAAGAACCCAAAAAUGGCUAUAAUGAAGAAAUCUUCAAAACUCACUCAAACAGCAAUGCUGAAGCAGAUUCUGAAGAGAUGUUCUAGCUUAGGGAAGAAAAAUGGAGGAGACUACGAUGAAGAGUGCCUUCCACUCGAUGUACCAAAGGGACACUUCCCUGUCUAUGUGGGAGAAAACAGAAGCAGAUACAUUGUCCCAAUCUCCUUCUUGACUCACCCUGAGUUCCAAACUCUUUUAACCCGAGCUGAAGAAGAGUUUGGAUUCGAUCACGACAUGGGUCUCACCAUUCCUUGUGAUGAACUCGUCUUUCAGACCCUAACCUCAAUGAUCCGAUGAUAUCUUCAGUUAAAUCAUUUGAAGAAGAAGCAGAAGGAGAUGGUUAAAGAAAAAGAAGACGCUUAUCGUUACAAAAAAAUAGCACUCUUCUCUUAUUUAAGUUUUUUUUUCUUCUAUUUUAAGCCCAUCUAGGGUUUUUUACGAGUUAAUUUACUCGUCUAACAAGAAAGAAACCCGUAUGAGAUAGAGAUUAUAUGGGUUUAGAUCUGUAAAAAGAAGCAUGUAAUGUUUUCCUCGCAGAUUUUGAUUUUGUGAGAGAAGUUGAUUAAUGCAAGAAAAAGUAUUCUUCGACCUGUUUA